AUGCUGUCUCAAUGCCGGUGCAGGCAGGUCCUGCUCGGGCUGGAGCUGGGCCUGCUGAUGGCGGUCCUGGUGGUCGGCACUGCAGGACAGACCCGCGUCAGGAGGGAGGCAGGGUCGUCCUGCUAUGGAGGGUUUGACCUCUACUUUGUUUUGGACAAGUCUGGCAGUGUCCAGCAUUACUGGAAUGAGAUUUAUUAUUUCGUGGACCACUUGGCACACAAGUUCAUCAGUCCUCAGCUGCGGAUGUCUUUCAUUGUGUUUUCAAGAGAAGGAAGGACUAUCAUGCCUCUAACAGAAGACAGAGAGCAGAUUCGAAUCAAGCUGGAGCAGCUACGUAUGGUGCAGCCGGGCGGAGACACCUACAUGCACAAAGGUUUUGAACUAGCCAGUGAGCAAAUCUACUACGGAACUGGAGACGGUUACCGGACGGCGAGUGUCAUCAUCGCCCUGACAGAUGGUGAACUGAGAGAAAACCAGUUUGACUUGGCACAGAGAGAGGCCGGCAGAGCACGCCAGCUGGGUGCCACUGUUUACUGUGUGGGAGUGAAAGACUUCAAUGAAACCCAGCUUUCAACGAUAGCAGACAGUCGGGACCAUGUCUUCCCUGUGAACGACGGGUUUCAGGCUCUACAAGGGGUCAUCGACUCGAUCCUGAAGAGAUCCUGCAUUGAGAUCCUGGCUGUGGAGCCGUCCAGCAUCUGUGAAGGAGAAUCCUUUCAGGUCGUAGUCAAGGGAAACGGUUUCCUUCACGCUCGAGACGUACAGAAGGUUCUCUGCAGCUUCCGCAUCAAUGACACUGUUACUACGAUGAAACGACCCCUGGUGGUGAGGGAUACCUACCUUUUGUGCCCAGCUCCUGUUCUGGAAAAAGAGGGAACGUCGGCCACUCUGCAUGUCAGCAUGAACAACGGCCUGAGCUUCAUCUCCAGCUCCGUCACCAUCACUGCAGUCACGUGUUCGGACGGGAAGUUUGUGGCCAUCGCUCUUCUCAUCCUGAUGCUGCUGCUCAUCCUCCUCAUGCUGUGGUGGUUCUGGCCCCUCUGCUGCACUGUGGUCAUUCACGAGCCACCGCCUCCAGAGAUAGACGACAGCUCUGAUGAUGAGGAUGGUUUUCCCAAGAAGAGGUGGCCCACUGUGGACGCGUCAUACUACGGAGGCCGUGGAGUCGGAGGCAUCAAGAGAAUGGAGGUGCGCUGGGGAGAUAAAGGGUCCACCGAGGAAGGAGCCAAACUUGAGAAGGCAAAAAACGCUCGAGUUGUGAUGCCUGAGGAGGAGUUUGAUUUUGAGCCACAGAGGCCGUACUACCACACGCACAAGUCUGCUCGGUCCCAGAAGUGGUAUUCUCCCAUCAAGGGCAAACUGGACGCUCUGUGUGUGUUUCUGAGACGAGGCUACGACAGAGUGUCUGUGAUGCGUCCUCAUCCCGGAGACAAGGGCAAAUGCAUAAACUUCACCCGCACCAAGUCCUAUCCAACUCCUCGCUACCCCAUCUACAACCACCCGUCCACGCCUGUCUACACUCUGCCCCACGCGUACCAGCGUCGUCCGUCAGAGGGCAGCCACCUCUUCGAUUUGCCCCCCUCGCCAACUUCCACACUCCCGCCCCUGCCGUCCACUCCUCCCCCUUCCUCCUCCAGCCCUCCCAUGUACACGCCGCCCCCGAACAGAGCCCUGCCCCCCGGCAACGCAGGCCUCAACUCUGCACCUCCGUCCCCUACUGGCUCCCUGCCACCUCCACCUCAGGGGCCUCCUCCUUGCAGGGCGCCUCCUCCGUCAAGGCCUCCGCCACGCCCCAACCAGGAGAACCCCUGA
Molecule: messenger RNA, 1812 nt
Organism: Limanda limanda (common dab)
Lineage: Eukaryota; Metazoa; Chordata; Actinopteri; Pleuronectiformes; Pleuronectidae
Gene: antxr1b
Product: ANTXR cell adhesion molecule 1b
Exons: 18
Coding region: 1-1812 (603 amino acids)
Cellular component (GO): membrane
Molecular function (GO): signaling receptor activity
Source: RefSeq, a predicted model, not a curated record